Molecule: messenger RNA, 507 nt
Organism: Zygosaccharomyces rouxii
Lineage: Eukaryota; Fungi; Ascomycota; Saccharomycetes; Saccharomycetales; Saccharomycetaceae
Gene: POP5
Product: RNA-binding protein POP5
Exons: 1
Coding region: 1-507 (168 amino acids)
Biological process (GO): tRNA 5'-leader removal
Cellular component (GO): ribonuclease P complex
Molecular function (GO): ribonuclease P RNA binding
Source: RefSeq, a predicted model, not a curated record
AUGGUUCGUUUAAAGACUCGAUACAUCCUUUUUGAAGUGCUGUAUCCAUGUGAUACACCUCAAGCUAAACAAUCUAGUGAAUCAAGGGCUAUUAAUACCGGUAUACUACUGCGGCAUCACAGAGUGUCACCAUCUCAAAUCAGUGCCAAGACCAUUGCACAGGAGGUACGACGUUCCUUGCAAACCAAUUUUGGUGAUUAUGGGUUAGGUAAAGCUGGAUCAUUACUUCAAGUAAAAUACUUUUCCAAUAGAACUUCUACUGGUAUAAUCAGAUGCCAUCGGGAGGAUACAGAUCUUGUGCUCAUGGCACUAUGCCUCACAAAUAGAAUUGGUGAAGUGGAUUCUUUAAUAUUGAAUGCCGUCAAAGUCAGUGGGACGAUUAAAAAAGUGGAACAGUAUGCCAUCAGACGUUCUCAAAGGUUUUUAGCUGCGGUGCAGAGAAAUGAUAAGGAUAUCUUGGAUGAUUUUACCAACGUAACUGCUAAUGAAGAGGAUCAAGAUGAUUGA